Messenger RNA from Fulvia fulva, 444 nucleotides. RefSeq lists its product as uncharacterized. Lineage: Eukaryota; Fungi; Ascomycota; Dothideomycetes; Mycosphaerellales; Mycosphaerellaceae. The coding region runs from base 1 to 444 and encodes 147 amino acids. The transcript has a single exon. The record is from RefSeq and is a predicted model, not a curated record.
AUGGCGAUCACCACGGCGAACGGCAUACCCGACACAACAUGCCACUUCUUCGAACUACCACCCGAGCUCCGAGUCCACGUCUACGAAUACGCUUUCCGCCUCACCCCUUUCGACCCGGAAGCACCACAAACCCCGCCCCUUCUCGCCGUAUGCAAGCUCGUUCGCCACGAAGCGUGGCUGCUCUAUGAGGCUCAUGUCAGGCGCAUCCAGUGCCACAAUCGUAUCGAUUUCGAAAUCAGCAUCAGACUCUUGAGACGCGCUCAGGAGACUGCGUCAUCAAUCCUCGAGCGCUUGAAAUACCUUUACGUGGACAGGACUAUGCUUCGUGUUUGGAUAGAGCAAGAGUAUGUGUGUGGAGCGGAGCUGCUCAAGCUCGCUCUGAGGCCUCAGGUUGGCGGGGACUACACGUGGAAGAAGAAGAAGACACAAGCAAUGAUGGCGUAG